AUGACCAGCUUCCUCGAUCUUCCCAGCGAGAUCCGAAAUUCAGUAUACGAGCUGUGCUUACUGCAACAAUCACCGAUCAACCCUUUCGAUGAGUACUAUCCAGGGUCCGGGCUCACGCCUGGCGUUCUCCGAGUCAACCGGCAAAUCUAUCGAGAAGCUAGCUCAUUCAUGUACGCUCAGAACAUUUUCGACCUAUCCUGGGUCUCCCACAAGGAAGUGGCCUCUUUCCUUGAGAGAAUUGGCAGAACGAAUGCGGGCUGUAUCCAGCACAUAUAUAUCGAUUUUCCAGAUUUCGGCAACUUGGAAGCAGGCAAUAUAACUCUGGAAGACGCUAGCAGCGAUGUCUGUGCAAAUAUUCAAAGUAACUGUGCCAAUCUGCGGACUCUCACGAUGCCCCCAGAUAGCACAACGACUGUGCUGCUGAAGCUUGAAGCACUCGACCACCCCAAAGUCGCUAUCGAGGCUUUGGAGCUGAUAAAUGGACGGCUCAGAGCCAUCUCAUCGCUCGAGGAUAUCGUGGCUCAGGUGUAUGACGAUGGACCAAGCGGAUAUUUGAAGAAAGCGAUGGAGAGUCAUGGAUGGACGGUUAGGGAGGUAGAAUAUUACGAAGAGGAAGAUUGGGGCCGCAGUAGGUCGCCUGUUGAUGAUUAUGAUGAUGAUCGGGAUUAUAAUUAUGAUGAGGAGGAGGAGUAUGACUACGAUAUUGAUAAUGAUAGUGAUUUUUGGAGAAGGGCAGGAGAUUAG
This is a messenger RNA of Cadophora gregata, 744 nucleotides long. RefSeq lists its product as uncharacterized. Lineage: Eukaryota; Fungi; Ascomycota; Leotiomycetes; Helotiales; Ploettnerulaceae. The transcript has a single exon. The coding region runs from base 1 to 744 and encodes 247 amino acids. The record is from RefSeq and is a predicted model, not a curated record.